AAAGAGAAAAUGAGCAGACCUAAAAAAUUUACAUCCUCUCACCUACAAAAAAUACUGACAGCAUGGAGGGAGCUGAUUUUAUGGCCGAAGCUGCAUCUCUCAGAGACUGACAACAAGACAUAGUUACAGAAUGAAAAAAACAUCCUACAUGCACUUCAAUUAAUCAAAGUCUUCAUGCUCUGGAUUAAAAGAAACCAAAUAAUAAUUGUUUCUUCCACCAUUGGACAUCUCUGAUGUGGGUAUUACUUCUCUAUUCAUAAUACUUAUCCAUAUGUCUCUAUUGCCAUAUGGUGGCAUAUAUAGCCAUUAAAUAAGUAUACAGUGCCCUAUGAUGACAGGUUCAGAAAAACUAAUUCCUCUUGAGAGCUAAGCAAGACUGACUCUGUUAGUUUCAGCCUGGAUGUGAAGAAAUGAGAUUUUUACGUAGCUGAAGAAUAGUGGGAUAGCUGUUAACUCUGUUGAAGUUCCACAUGUUGUAAGGGUGUACUCUUAAAGUGUCAUGGAUAAGGACCUUAUUUCUUACCCUGAAGCCUUAGUCAUGAGUAUUCAGACUUGCCCAUAAUUUUGUUAAUAUUCCUUAUUAGUGAAAGUACCAAGUUCACAGGGUGAACAGUUCAAAAAAAUACUUCAUUCCUUCAGAAACUUGAGACAGGUUAUGAACUCUUUGCAGACAGUGGAACAGUCUUCAUCUCUGAUUUGCUUUGGCAUCCAUUCAUUAGGAUGUAAAUGUUUCCCUGAGCUGUCAGUGCCAAAGACUGAAGUUUCUGGCAGCCAUUCAUCUCUCUUGACUCCUGAUCUCAGCUCAGUAUCCCCAUUUCUUGAAACAUGUAUAUUUAGAAGUGAUAGUUUAGAAUCUCCUGCAUGCCAUGUUUUUCUUUGUUUGCUGUUGGGUGAACAUUACCAAGGACACUGGGAUCUCCUCCUUUUUGAAGGAAUAUCUAAAAAAGUCUGUACACAGUGUUUUUUUACUGUACAGGUACAUCCAGAAGGAUCAGAUACUGUAUUCCCUACAGAUCUGAGUUACAGUUCAUUGCCAUGAAAAGGAGGAUAUGAUAGCUUGCCCUAUGAAACAGGUUUAUAUGUGAAAUCUGGCAGGUAGCACAACGACCUGUGGAAUAUGAGUGAUGACAAACCCUUUUUAUGUACUGCCCCUGGAUGUGGCCAGCGUUUUACCAAUGAGGAUCAUUUGGCUGUCCAUAAACACAAACAUGAGAUGACACUGAAGUUUGGCCCGGCUCGUAAUGAUAGUGUCAUUGUGGCUGAUCAGACACCAACACCAACUCGAUUCUUGAAGAACUGUGAAGAAGUGGGCUUAUUCAAUGAAUUAGCAAGUCCUUUUGAAAAUGAGUUUAAAAAGGCUUCUGAAGAUGACAUUAAGAAAAUGCCUCUAGAUCUGUCCCCUCUUGCAACACCAAUUAUAAGAAAUAAAAUUGAAGAACCUUCAGUUGUAGAGACAACUCAUCAAGAUAGUCCUUUACCUCAUCCAGAGUCUACUACCAAUGAUGAAAAGGAAGUGUCACUGCAGCAGACUGCACAGCCUACAUCAACAAUAGUUCGUCCAGCAUCGCUCCAGGUUCCCAAUGUACUGCUUACGAGUUCUGACUCAAGUGUUAUUAUUCAGCAGGCAAUACCAUCACCAACUUCUAGUACUGUUAUCACCCAAGCUCCAUCAUCUAACAGACCAAUAGUUCCAGUUCCAGGUCCUUUUCCUCUGCUGUUACAUCUUCCUAAUGGACAAACCAUGCCUGUUGCUAUUCCUGCAUCUAUCACAAAUUCUAAUGUGCAUGUCCCUGCUGCAGUUCCACUUGUUAGACCUGUCACCAUGGUGCCUAGUAUCCCAGGAAUCCCAGGGCCUUCCUCCCCACAGCCAGUGCAGUCUGAGGCUAAAUUGAGAUUGAAAGCAGCCUUGACCCAGCAGCACCCUCAGGUAACAAAUGGAGAUACUGCCAAGGGACAUGCAAGUGGGUUGGUUAGGACUCAGUCAGAGGAACCACGACCACAGUCGCUCCAACAGCCUGCAACUUCAACAACUGAAACACCGGCAUCACCAGCUCAGCCUACGCCGCAAACACCAAAUACAGGCGGUCGGCGAAGAAGAGCUGCCAAUGAAGACCCUGAUGAGAAAAGGAGAAAAUUCUUGGAGAGGAACCGGGCUGCUGCUUCCAGGUGCCGGCAGAAACGGAAAGUCUGGGUGCAGUCAUUGGAGAAAAAAGCUGAGGACCUGAGCUCACUAAAUGGCCAGUUACAGAAUGAAGUCACCCUGCUGAGAAAUGAAGUGGCACAGCUGAAACAGCUUCUUCUGGCUCAUAAAGAUUGCCCUGUAACUGCCAUGCAGAAGAAAUCUGGCUAUCAUACUGCAGAUAAAGAUGACAGCUCGGAGGACAUCUCGGUGCCCAGCAGCCCUCACACGGAAGCGAUCCAGCACAGCUCCGUCAGCACUUCCAACGGCGUGAGCUCCACGUCCAAGGCGGAGGCGGUGGCCACCUCGGUGCUCACGCAGAUGGCGGACCAGAGCACGGAGCCCGUGCUGUCCCAGAUCGUCCUGGCGCCUCCCUCCCAGGCCCAGCCGUCGGGAAGUUGAUUAAAAACUUGCGUUGCAUCGGUUCCUUAGAUACGCAUCUGUGACUUUAAAGGGAAACCAACAACAGACCAGUCUCCAUCUAGGAGAAAUUGUAGCUUAAAAUUAUUCGUUUUUAAAAAUCCAACUUAAAUUUGGCUUUAACGAUUGGCAGGUGGAAAUAAGACAGAACACCAGUUCUAGUCUUUUUGCAAAAGACUUUUUUUUUUUUAAGUAUUAGUUUUACUAGUUAUUUUUUGUGCUUAAUGUGUAAAGUGUGUGUACAGUACAAUGUGGUUUAUUUCAUUUUUAAUUUGGUAUUAUUUUAACAAACAUUGGGGUGAAUUACUGAAGGUCAUCCCCAAGACUGUGAUAGGAAUAUUAUGUGACAUUUUUAUACCAAAGUUCUGCAUAGUCCCUAUUGACUUUGUAAAGUUAGCAAGGUCAUAAAGCACUAGGCAAGAGAAAGACAGUAACAGUAAAUUUGCUUUUAGUCUUUUUGCCUUUUUGUUGUUUUGCACAUUAUGAGAGGAAGAACAUUGGAAGAAAAACAUUUGGGUUUUUUAUGUAUAGCAUUUUGGUUGGCUUUUAACUGUUGGGGUCUUUAAUUUGUUUAAUAGGGCCAGUACAGUAUAUGAGAUACAGUACUUAUGCACAUACCAAUCCUAGAUGAGGAUCAUUACUAAAUAGAUUUGAUUUCUUUUUUUUAAUUGACAUCAGGUGGGUUUUUUUCCCACUCCAACACUUGAUUCUGGUGGGAGGAGAGCUUUAAUUCUCCAGUCAGAAUAGAUAUCUGUAACCACCCCUUGUUGCUAGGCUGAAACCAGUAAGCAUAUUGUAAAAUACAGGGUUAUCAUAUAUGGAAUACUUGUUAUUCCAAAGUAGGUUGAUAUUUUGUGGAUUUUUGAGUCGCAGACUAAGGAGUUUACUCAUGGUUUUGGAUGCCAGAAAAGCCUAAAAUCCUUCUUCAGACAACUCGACUUUUUUUUGUCAUUGUCUUGUAUUUGCAAGCUAACUUGUACCUAAUUCUUGUGUAAGCACUGUCAUCUUUUAGUAGCAAAAAUUUUGAUACCUUUCUUGUGGAAAAAAAAAAUCAGUAUCUACCGUAUCUUGGAAACAAUGUAAUUAUAAUGUGGUGUGUGUGGUGUGUGUGUGAGAAUGGUUCAGUAGUUAAUGCCAGCAGUCUUUUGCUUGAAUGUUUAAAGAUGCCUUCAAUGUGAUGCUGGCUGAUAGGUGAUUGCAGUUUUAAAAUGUUAUUUACUGUGCGAACUUGGAUAACUAACAUUCCAUGAUGUAGUUUGUUUCUGAUGAGAUGAUUGUAGGUACACUUUUUCUCAUUAUCCAAUCAUCUGUAGGAUACUGAGUUUUUUAAAUGUGCCAUUAUCUAUUUUGAUUCUGUACUCAUGUUCAAAAUACAGUACAAUAUUUUACAAUAGAUUAAGUUGUUUUAAAAAAAGUAGAUGUGUGCUUUCAGGUUGGAAAACCUUGUAUAAUAGCAAAAACAGAUGCAUAGUAGCAACUGGCAGUAAAGCAGGAUUCCAUUAUGUAUAUAACAAAGAUUUAAUGCAUUUAUAAUGGGUUGUGUAGUUCAUUUGCUCUUCCUUCUCCACACUAUACCAUGUGUUUCUUAAGUGUCGGUGCCAUCAGAUUUCUAUUUGGUUCAGUUUUAAAUCUAAAAAUGUAACUGAUUCACAGGAAAAUACAAUUUCUGCAAUAUAUAUACAACCAUACUGUAAUGAAAACUGGACAAAGAAGUAUCUAAGUCAUAUAUGUAUCAUUGCAGGGCUUUAAGCAUGAAAAUAUUAGGGAAUUUAAAUAUUUUGUAUUUUAAAACUAAGAAAGUUGUGUUGAUAACCUCAUGUGUUUAAAAGUCUUACUUUCCCAAUUUCAAGAUAAAAAGCUGUAACAGUUAUUGAACGUUUCCAGGAUGGUUAAAUACAAUGGACCUCUUGCGAGAAAGAAAUUAAUUGCAAAGGCACAAAAUGUGAAUUCUGCAAGAAAGCUCUACAGUCACUUUUCAUUGUAGUUUUGGUGGACUAGAUGCGGCCUCAUUGAUCAUAUUAUUAUUUGCCCUCCUAAACACAAAGGCUUUUUAAUCAUAUAAGUGGAGUUUUUUUAUAACAAAGCUGUUGCGCUUGUAAAAUAAGUCUACAUAAGUGUAUAGGAGAUGUGUAAACAGUUAAUGAAUUUAACAGUGGGGCUGGAAAAAGAACCAUUAAAAUCUGUGUUCAGCAAAUAGAGAAAAGGUAUUAGCCGUACUACCAUGGAUUCCGUUUUGAGACGUUGUCACACUACUUCUGUACUUAGCAUUUUGGGUCUUUACAUUUGACAUGUUUCACAAACUGUACUGUUUUCUUUUAUGUGCAGUUUGCAUGAGUAAAUCAUCAAAGAGAAUAAAAUCUAUCUUUAAGUUAUGUUCCUAUUUUAAUGAAAUUAUAAUUGUUCUAAAAGGCCGCACUGUCUUCAGACUUCUUUCUUCAUCUUGCAAUUAUCAGCGUUUUUCUGGAAGUCAUUACUGUAAUGCCAGAGUAAUGUUAUGUAAACGAGAACAUGUACGUUUCUUGAGAAAAUAAGGUAAAUACCAUUGCUCUGCAGCUGAGCUCCAGCAGCUGCUGAGGAACAAGCAUUGUAUCAUUAGUUCCAGGAGCCCAAGGUAAUCCACAGAUAAAUGAGUUCAUAAACAUAGCUUGGUGAUCCCAGAUGUUGCUCAGCCAUUCCUGGUUGCCCUGAGUUCCACAGCAAAAGCGCUGUGUAUAAUCGGAAUUUCCACCUAACUUCCAGUUAUUUUAAUCUUAUUUCAAUAUACAUGAAGCCAGAAAUAACAGCUGUAAUCAAAUAAAUGGCUCACAGUUGUGUUGUCAAGGGUUCAGAAAAAAUCAUGCCCUCACCCCUGAUGUUUAGAAUAGUAAAAAUGGUUUGGGCUUGUUUAUGGAUGUUGGAAACAUGCGUGGAAUGGCACAUUCUGUUAUCCUUUGAAAAGCUUGUGCCAGAGCCCCAAUACGGAGGCUUUGGAGGAAACUAAAGAGUAAAGUUGCUGCAUGUCUGCAUUUGUUCCGUGUAUGGACCAAAUGAAGUGAAGCUGCACACAACUUUUAACCCAAUAUGAGAAAAAUGUGUGAGGCCUCCCUUGCAUUGUUACAUUAUUUUUCUGACUAUGAGUUGCGCUGGUGACUCCAAGGGAGCAAAAGGCUGUGUAAUAGGGGUACUCGGGGCAAGAACUAGGAGGGGUGGAGAACCAGCCCACUUAAUGUCUGUGCUGUAAAAAGACAGGUUUAUAUCUUAAUUAUUCAAUCUAACUAAGAGAUUUUUUUCUGUUUGCAAUGGUAAAAGUGGCUGGGCCUCUAAAAGGAAGGUAUUGCACUGAGAGAAGGACAUGACAGAAGUGUGGGAUGAACAGUGAUUUCAGCUACCUGAAUUAAUGGAGUAAUUUGCUUAGAGACAGACACAAACAUUUUAAUUGGUCAUCAUAAAUGAUAAUGAGGAGAAAGCAUAGUGAAAUUAAGUGCAUCCUCAUAAAGUAAGGUAUGUUAAAUUGCACUGAAGGAAAUUUGAGCAAUGCUUCUUGACAUGAUUAAUAUACUCAUGACAAUGUGUCUAAUGAAGACUGUUUGCAUUUAUAUGCUGCCUGUUGCUUCCCUCAGUAGAGACAUAAUUGGAACCUUGCUCAUUUACACUGCAGAGCAGUCAGUGUAAGAUUGGUUUGCAGUAGUCUUUACAUCUGUUUUUAACCAUUGUAUCAAAAGUAACACAAGUAUGAUUUAUAUAGCUUGUGUAACGCUGUGUAGGGUUGGUUUGGACAAUUUUAUAAUGAAAUUUUCAUAUUCUUCAAUGGUAACUCCUUUUAAUUUUAGGGUUUAAUAUGACUUUUUUCCCCCCUUCUUUUAUUUUUUUUCCUUCCUUUAUGGAAUGUAGGAUCAUGACCUUUCUUUUUCUUUACUUUCUUCCUCUUCAGAAUAUUUUUCUUUGUGUGAUGAGCCCCAGAGAGUGCUUAUAAUAUUCAAUGUGGAAUUCUUUCUUUUUUCAUAUUGCUUCAUCCUUGGUUGUGUUAACCCUCUAUAGCAAACUUCCAUUUCUAGAAGUCAGAAAAGGAAUUGCUGCACAUUUUGUACCUUGUCUUCAGCUAAAAUAGAUAUGAGAAGCUUAUGUUCCCUUGAUAUUUACAUCUUCUUAGCUAGGAUACACUAUACAAUAUAUAUCUAGGUAUGGAAGGACUUUGGAGUGUUACAAAAGAUUUCAUUACAGAUGCUGUGCACAGCUAAUGAGUGCAGGUUGUGGGCUGAGGGCUUCAUACAACUCUGCUAAGUGCAACCCUCUCCAAAUAAGACUUUUUAACUUCCUAGGUGUGGGGUGAGUUACCAUCUAAUCACAUAGCUGUCAGUAGAGCAAGAAGAUGCAUAAUCUUGAUACAGUUUCUGUAACUAGUGUGUUUUAACCCUUGCUCAAAAUCUUUAUCCCUCUUCUAUUGCUGUUUUCUAUAAUCAUGUGUAUUGUUAUAAGCGCUUUAUCCUAUUCAUUUCUGGGGGGAAGAGGAGGCACAGGAGAGGAGGUUCUUUGAUAAACUACCUGUUUAAUUUAAUGGGGGAUUAAUCAUUAAUCAGAAAAGUAUUGUAAAAUCACUAUGCAAGGACAAUUAAAUUUUCAGUCCAUAGGUGAAGAGACAGUAGCUUAAGCUGCAUGGACUGAUUAGAAAUGAUAACAAGCAUAGAAGGUACAGAACAGUUUGAAGCAAAGAACAGGAGUCGUGCUUCUAGGAAGUCUUCUUUGGCUUUAAUACCAACAGCAGAAACAGAGCAGGGCAGAGACUGGGCAGUAUUUGUAGCCACCUUGGGCAGCAGGGCCUGGUGAUACUCAAUUUGCAAUUAAGGAGCUUCAAGGAGAGUACUCUGGCUUAGGGAGGACUGUCAGUGCCGGGCUGAGAUGAGCUUCAGGAAUGAGGCACCGCCAGGGAGAGCUUUCAGAGAAACAGGAUUGCAGGUAGCCAUGUUUUCCUCACCUCACUCUUGCCUGUGGCUGUCUCAGUACAUCCAAGUGCAAGCAUGAGCUAUUACGGCUCCAUUUCACACCAUCUGUGCCCAGGUGGAUGGAAUGUGCUGAGAUCUGGUCUGAUGGCUGUGUUUAGCUACCUGAAUGAUGAAAGUUAAGGUGUGGUUUUUUCCUACUGCCUAAAAUGUUCCUGCUCUUGUUUUGCUGCAAGCUAGUACUGGCAUGGUCUGUGAAUAGUAUUUCUCUCCCUUUAGCUGAAUCACUUGUUCUAGACCAUUACAGGAGGCGAGAAUACUGCCUUUGAGAAACAACUGGGCUGCCACAUUUUAUUAACUGAAUGAUUUGAAAAAGCCUACUAAUUUGCUUAUGUUUAAAAAGAAAAUGGAAAAAUAUAUCUGUCCUACAUCUGGGAUUCUAAUCAGGAGAAAAAGGAGAUGAGCAAGGAGAGAACGAACCCUCUGCCUUAGCAGCAAACAAAGUGCCCUGAAUAAACUGAGAAAAUGAAACUGAGGGAGGAAACGUCUGCACCAAGAAGGUGCUGCAUUUCACUGCUCAAUUAUAGCAGCCCUUUCCUCUGACACAAAGAUGUGUUCUGUGAAGAUCUGUUUCUUCCAAAUGUUUACAGUGAUGUUAGAAAUGUUUUGAUCUCACUUGAGGUAAGUAGUAUAAACAUCCUGUUAUUCAUGAUGCUGUGUUGAGAAGGAUACUCUUAAAGGUGAUAUAAUGUAUAGUACAGUCAUUCUGACUGUCUGUAAAAUGCCAAGAGACUUUAUAGUCAGCCUAGCUAUGAUUAGAAAACAAGGAAAAGGCUAAUAUUUCUUGCUUUCUAAGUUGUCUUGCUUUUUGUCCUUUCUUUCAGCAGAAUUGCUGUAGAGAGCUAAUGAUUUUUCCUGAAAAAUACAUAAUCCUUAUAAAUAACAAGGAGAUGCUGUCUGUUUCACUGGAUGACAUUUUGAGCACUUGCUCAUUUUGUUGACUAUUUAAUGACUCUUAAGCUAUUCAGUUUACAAUUUAUUACUUGAAUACAUGUAUGAAUAUGCAAAACAUUUCUUUAUCCUGUAUCUAUCUAUUUACCCAAACUUUAGAGUCCUGAUUCUAAUAGGAGCUUACUCUUUUCUAAAUUAUGCAGCGCUCACUUGAGUGCUGUGUAGGAAGGUUGCUGGCCCCAGAGCCUUGAGCUCUGUUCCCAGUCACCACACAACCAGAAUGCUGUUUCUAAGCAGGCUGCUGGCUUGUAUUUGUCAGGCAUGGCACAGCACUGGCUUCUUGGGAUGGAAACACAUUAUACUGACUGGAAUGCUUCCCUUAUAUUUUAAGUACCAGUUUGUUAUAUAAAUUCUGUAUGUUUCCUUGUUACAAAAGGUCUGGCACAGUUCUUUAGGUUCAAGAAAGAAAUUCACAAUCUUUACCUGCUCUUGUAAUUUCAUGUCUAGUUUAGGUUUUGUUGUUGUUUUCACAUAUUGGAUAAGGGCGCACACCCCUCCUUCAUGGAAAUGCAUUUUAUAAAGUGCUAGGCACUCAGACAUGUUCUGGAGGGUGCAUAAGUCCCACAGGUUUUGUCUAUUGAAGAAAAUGUCACCUCUUUGUCAGAGUUAGAUUGUUACAAACUUUCACAAAUUGAAAACUUUUGGUUUCACAUGUCUACUGAUUUAUUCUAGUCCAGUUUAUGUUGAUGGAGAAUAGUACUAAGCUAAAUUUAAACUAAAAACAAGUGCAGGUAUAUAAUCACUAAGGUUAUAUAAAGCUGUUUAAAGUGUUGCAACACACAAUUUCAUAAAAUAAUUGACUUAAAGCAGCUUUUCUACAUUACCAACUUCAAAGAAGCUUGUGCCUGUUUUAUGAAGAGGUGAGGAUUAAUUUUAUCUUAGUGAAGUAGGGUUCCUUCUAUAAUGAGUCUUUUCUAAGCAAAUAUGAGAGCAGGAUCUGAUUUAGCCACUGCUAAUGACCAUCAAUGCUUUUGUCAGUAAACAUAAUUUAGUCAAAGAAAAUUUGAGCAGUGCACCGGCUUGCUGUGCAUCAUCAUGUACAGUCUCCUUACUUCCUUACUCCUGCUGCAGAGUAAGGGAAAUACUCCUGCUUGGUUUAAUCUGACACAGAGAUUUGCAAAUGCCAAACAAUGUCGUAUUAAACAAUGCCACCUACAUGUCACCCCACGCUGUACCCAGCAGAGCUUCAUUGCACCUCUGGGUGUGAUACAUUGGACCCUGUGGAGAUUAGAAAUGUAAAUCAUCACAGCUUAUACAAGCUGAAACUAAAAUGAAACACAGAAAAAUAUAAUAUUAAUAAGUGAAUGUUAUUAAAUUAUUAUUUCAGCUCUCUUCCUGAAUGGAAACUCUCUUUUAUACUGCAAUCUGUUUUAAGGGUCUAUCCAAAAAUAACACAGGAAAUACUGUAUAUAGUUACUGGAGCAAGGAAUUUCUGGCAGAUUUCCAUGGCAUGCUCAAAGUCUGUGACUUGGGCUACAUUUGUCUUUCAUUUAAAGUGUGGAAGAGAUUUUUGGUAAGUGCUGACAACAGCUGAAACCCCUACCUACUGAGUGGAGGGUUGAAGAGUCACAAGCUAUAGUUAAAUGAACAGGAUUUAUCAAUCUGCAAAUGAAAUGCCUUCUGUUAGUAAUGUUUUGUUUAUACAAGACAAUGGAUAAUAGAUUAUUAACCGAAUGAAGUAAUUUCAUUUUGUACUGUUUCCUGCUGUGUGUAACAAUCCCAAAUCUGUGCGUUUCUGGUUUCUCAGGAACAAAAUGCCAUCUAGUGGUAACUACUGGAUAUUUUGAGCAAAUGCUUUUUUUAUAUUGUCACCAAGUUUUCAUAUUUUUUUCCUGGUAUUCUACACUUUACAGCACAUUAAGGCUUUGAGAGAAGAAGAUAAAGAGUUGGAGGGAAGGUGCAGUCCCCCAAGUUGGGCCAGCAGUGGCAGGGACACCACGCUGCCCAGCUGCUUGGGAGCUCUCUUUCUGCCUCUGCAGCUGGCCUCAGGUAGGUCAGGGAGGUUUCCCCUGCAAAGGGUUGGGUAAAAUAUCAUACCUAGUUGGGAGCCACACCUUACUGUUACUUGAUAGCAAAAUACAAUUUGGCCAUUGCUGUAUGAAAAGAACUGAGAGCCACCUCUGCUUCCCUGACUGCUCAUCUGUCUCUCCUGGUAGGAGGCUUUUCCCUCUGGCCUGUCAUUCUCCAAGGAGCUCAGGGGAAGCCAUCCCUUCUGCUCUUCUUAUGAACUACCAGGGAAUGGUAUAAGAUUCUCCAUUACAUAGUUUGCCUCCUUGACUCCUUAGAGUAGAAUAUAAACUCUAAAAUAUUAAGAAAACUAAAAUUUGGCCUCUAGAACAGACUCCUGAAAAAGUAACAGCCAUAAUCUGGCUUUUAGAGUUGAAUUACAGACUUUAUUUGUAAAGCAAGAAUACAUAAUAAAAAUAAAACCUUAUUGUUCUAUUUAAAUAUAUUUAUAAAUGUAAAUGGGGCAUAGGAGCCUGCAUGUGCUAUGAGCUCACUGAUGGAGAUAGUCUGGCUUUAUACCUGGAGCCAACUGAAGAGGCCUCUGCAGUGUUUCAUCUUUCUGUGGGUUUGCACUUCAUCGUGACAGGGGUUGUGUUGUUUAUGGAUCUGCUUUCCCCAUGCAUCGUUUGAAUUCCUGCAUCUGCUGAUCCAUGCUGCCCUAUUCCAUUGCACGAUGCUGGCAGCAGCAGCUGCCAGGCCUGUAGUCAGGCUGAGGCUCUCUGAAAUGUGUUCUGCAGGCUGGUGCAGAAAUCUAAUCUGUCCCACUGACGUCACUGUAGAAGUCUCUGAAGAUAGCAUGACAUCAGUUCGGUGGGCUGGGAAGGAGUUUGUGGAUGGGUAAAGAAAUCCUUAACCUUGACUCUUGUUUUGUAUAGUAUUUGAGUAAACUGCAGCAGACUAAAGCAUCUGGUUAACAAGGGCAUUCAGAGCACAGGUCGGUAAAAGGGUCAUCUGAGAGUUUGGGCUGCUCUGUGCUCACUGCUGUUGCUGUGAUGCAGCACUCGUGCACUCCUCUGUCCCUCUAGAGUGCUGCUGGUUAUUUUCCUAGACACUGGCAUUGGCCAGCAGCCAGUGCAGCUGCAAGAAACAGGAGGGAGUAGAAAUAGGACCAGAGCAGCCCUGGUUUAGUGGGAGUAAAUUGUCAUGGAAGCACAUUUAAGUAGACAGAACAAGAAGAGUUUGGGGAGAUUGGCAAAUGCAGUCUGAAAAGCACCAACAAAUGUCUUGUUUGUGCUUGCUAAAAAUAGAUGAGGAAAUCCCUAGAUCUAGGACAAUUUCUUAAAGCUAGAAUAGUGGCUUUCUCCGAGAAACAACUGCAGUCUUGCAGCUGUUGCAGCUGCAUCUGCCCUUCGCUCUCAAGUUUCCAGAGCAGCAGGAUGCUUCAAGGAGGUUAUGACUCUCCACAAUCAGAAGGAAGGCAUUCUGUUGUGCACACAGUAAAGAAAUCUUAAGAGCAAGUCGCUCUGUGAUCAAACCUUGAAACAAAGGAGAAAGAGUAGAGAAAACAACUGUUCAGAAAUGAUCCACCUGAACUUUGCGUCUGUUUUUGAAGCUGUUUAUCUCCAUACAAAAACAAGUGAAAUAGAAUGUAGUGCCUACACAAUGUUUUUCAUUCCUUCAAAGAACUGGGCAGAAUGCAGGCAAUGUUACUUCCAGUGUUUUAGUGAGGAUUUUUGUCUUUAUAUGGCUAAAGGUUAUGUGCUGUAAAGAGGAAAUUAUUUUAAUAUUGUAUAACAUUAUAAUCUGGAUUAUUGCUUUUGAUUUGAGCACUCAGACAAUAAACUAAUUGGAUUUUUUUG
Motacilla alba alba is the source of this 12332-nucleotide messenger RNA. RefSeq names its product activating transcription factor 2 (gene ATF2). Bases 1118 to 2581 code for a protein of 487 amino acids. The record is from RefSeq and is a predicted model, not a curated record. Gene Ontology annotation, biological process: regulation of transcription by RNA polymerase II. Lineage: Eukaryota; Metazoa; Chordata; Aves; Passeriformes; Motacillidae. Gene Ontology annotation, molecular function: DNA-binding transcription factor activity, RNA polymerase II-specific; cAMP response element binding. The transcript is spliced from 13 exons.